AUGGCAUCUGCAUCAGCUAAGAAAUUAGCAGCUUCUAAUGUUUCUAUAUUAAAUCAAUUAUCAAUAAUUGCAUCAAUAAUAAACUUUUUUGCUGCAUUGGUAAUUUUUAAGUUCCAUCGUCCAUCAAGUUUUAAACCAUGGUUAUUUUGGUCAUUACCUAGUUUCUUUUUACAUAAUUCAUUAGAAUCAAAUGGUCGUCCUAAAUAUGACAAAGAUAAUAAUGGUAAAAAACACUUGGUUAAAAGUGGAGAAGAUAUUAGAUUAAAAGGAAGUUUAUAUGAAUAUUAUUUUGAUGUUAUUUAUAUUACUUGGUUUUUGGAUAUUUUAAUGAUUAUAUUUGGUACUAAUAAAGUAUGGUAUUUAUAUUUAGUUAUUCCUGGUUUUGCUAUUUAUAAAUUAAGUGGAUUCAUCUUACCAUUUAUUAAAAAGAAUAAGAACCCUACUGCUCAAGAAGCUGAACAAGAUCAAAGAGGUGCUAGUGGCAACACUGCUACCAGUAAACGUCAACAAAAAUUACAAGCUAGAAGAGAAAAAGGUCCAGCUGUUAGAUAUAGAUAA
This is a messenger RNA of Candida tropicalis MYA-3404, 558 nucleotides long. RefSeq lists its product as uncharacterized. Lineage: Eukaryota; Fungi; Ascomycota; Pichiomycetes; Serinales; Debaryomycetaceae. The coding region runs from base 1 to 558 and encodes 185 amino acids. Gene Ontology annotation, cellular component: intracellular membrane-bounded organelle. The transcript has a single exon. The record is from RefSeq and is a predicted model, not a curated record. Gene Ontology annotation, biological process: vacuolar protein processing.